AUGGCUACAGGCAUGGUCGGCGCCCGCCUCGGACGCGUUGUCGCCACCCUGCUCUUCAUCUCUUUCACCCUCGGCGUCGCCGCACACGAGCACCACGAGGUCGAGACGGGCCCGUACGAGCAGAACUUCACGAACGACGAGGACCUGGACUCGGUGAUCAAGUGGCACAUCGCCAUUCAGAUCUUCUGCUGGGGCCUGCUCUUCCCUGCGGGCAUGGUCCUCGGCAUCACCCGCUCUCGCUUCCACGUCCCUCUGCAGUCUCUCGGCAUCGUCCUCACCCUCUCUGGCAACUUCCUCGGCCACCACCAUGCCGGCCGGUCGUUCCACAUGACCGCACACGCCUACUUCGCCGGAUACCUCUGGUGGUACCUCAUCCUCCAGACGGUGAUGGGCGUGUUCCUCAAGCUGCACGUUAUGGAAGGGACGGCGCUGAGACGAGGAGUCGUUACUGCGCACGGGAUUGUCGGGAAAAGCUUUCCGAUCGCUGGAUGGGUGCAGAUGCUGUUCGGCGGCAUCGCGGCGUCCGGCUUCUGCUUUGGCGAGCACUUCACUCAAUGUCUCGCGCACUUCAUCAUGGGAUCCGCCUUCAUCGCCUACGCCAUGAUCCUCCUUCUCAUGCUUCGAGUCGGCGCCGGCUUCCUCGCCCGCAACAAGCUCAGCCAGGAGUACCUCGACUCGUGGGUGAUCAUGCUUUGGGGCAUCGUCAACACGUUCACCGAGCACAACUUCCUUUCCGCGCACCCAACGGGGUGGUCCCACAAGGAUAUGCAACACACCUCGCUCGGCGUCUUGUGGUGGGCUGGCGGUGCGCUCGGCAUCUGGCUUGGUCGCAAGCAGCGUCGCAACAUUGUUCCGGCUCUCAUCAUCGGCAUGACCGGCUACGCGAUGGCCAACCACGGCCAGCACCUCCAGUUCUCGGAAGACGUGCACAAGUUCUUCGGCUAUGCUCUCGUCUUUGCCGCCCUCGCCCGCAUCAUCGAAGUCUGCUUCGUCCUGCGAGAUGCGCCGACUCCUGCGCCGAGCGAGACGGAAGGUCCCCGCUCGUUCCAGCACCUUACGCCGUUCUUGCUCGUCUUGAGCGGCUUGACUUUCCUCUCGGCGACGGAGGAGCAGAUGCAGUGGGUUGCGGGGAGCGGGAUGGACUCGACGACGUACUCCAUCAUUCUCGUCUCGGGCGCCUUUGCCAUCUACCUCGUCGGCGUUUCGAUCGUCGACCUCUACGAACACCAAAUGCGUCUCAAGUCGACCGCCCAGGCCGUGGGCAUUGCGUCCGCAGACGCAGAUGUCGAGGGCAACGGCGGCGGGAUUGCUCUCGACUCGAGCCCGAACCUGCGGAGCUCGUCGCCCACCGCGCGGAAUCUGCGCGUGUUCGGGAUGGCGGUGCCGGGCAUCGUCGCAGGCGUGGUCGGCAAGGUCAUGCAGGUGGUGCAAGCGCUUGAGCGAGACGGCGGGUCUCGAGAAACCGCAGCACGGGAUGCAGGCGCGAUGGGACAUGCGCGACGGGCGACCGUCGAGUACGAGUCGUUGCCGCUCACCGCGGGGCGGGACUCGGUCGACGCGAGACAAGACGACGGCGUCGAGAUGCAGCAGCGGAGCGGUCGGGCGGCUGGUAGCGGCUCGGCGGGCAGCGACGAGACGGUGUUUGAGCUGGGAGACUACGAGGACGAUGGCGGAGACGGGUACUGGGCGGAGAAGGACGAGGACGGUCGAGGACGUCGUCCCGCGGUACGGGCUUGA
Molecule: messenger RNA, 1737 nt
Organism: Rhodotorula toruloides NP11
Lineage: Eukaryota; Fungi; Basidiomycota; Microbotryomycetes; Sporidiobolales; Sporidiobolaceae
Exons: 9
Coding region: 1-1737 (578 amino acids)
Source: RefSeq, a predicted model, not a curated record